CUCCCCUGGGCGGCCCCUCCCGCGGCCGUCCGGCUGCCUGCUCAGUGCUCAGCUCGGGUCGGGCGCGGGGCGCGGGGCGUCGGGGCGUCGGGGCCGUUGGAGCCGCUCUGGGCGCCGGCACAGAUGUAUUUGGGGACAGCAAACAUGGACGAGUUCUUUUCAUCAGAGAGUCUUCUAUGAAGAGACCCCAGUAACGGCAGGCAGUUUGAGUGUCCUCCCAUCCCUGGAUCAGCAUGGCAGGUUUCAAGAGAGGGUAUGAUGGAAAAAUCGCUGGUUUGUACGACCUGGAUAAAACUCUGGGCAGAGGCCACUUUGCUGUGGUUAAACUUGCCAGGCACGUUUUUACAGGGGAGAAAGUAGCCGUGAAGGUCAUCGACAAGACCAAGCUGGACACUCUGGCCACCGGUCACCUCUUCCAAGAAGUGCGCUGCAUGAAGCUCGUGCAGCACCCUAACAUUGUGCGCCUCUACGAGGUCAUUGACACGCAGACCAAGCUCUACCUUAUCCUCGAGCUUGGAGAUGGAGGAGACAUGUUUGACUACAUCAUGAAACACGAAGAGGGUCUCAACGAAGACCUCGCCAAGAAGUACUUUGCCCAAAUAGUCCACGCCAUCUCCUACUGCCAUAAACUCCACGUAGUGCACAGAGACUUAAAGCCUGAGAACGUGGUCUUUUUUGAAAAGCAAGGCCUCGUGAAGCUGACGGACUUUGGGUUCAGCAACAAGUUUCAGCCUGGAAAGAAGCUCACCACCAGCUGCGGGUCUCUGGCAUAUUCUGCCCCCGAAAUUCUGCUUGGGGAUGAGUACGAUGCCCCCGCUGUAGAUAUAUGGAGUCUGGGAGUCAUUCUUUUCAUGUUGGUGUGUGGGCAGCCGCCCUUUCAAGAGGCAAACGACAGUGAGACUCUGACAAUGAUCAUGGACUGCAAAUACACAGUACCUUCCCACGUGUCCAAAGAGUGUAAAGACCUGAUUACUCGGAUGCUGCAGAGGGACCCAAAGAGAAGAGCUUCUCUGGAGGAGAUCGAGACGCACCCCUGGCUCCAAGGUGUUGACCCGUCCCCGGCCACCAAGUAUAACAUCCCCCUUGUUUCAUACAAAAACCUUUCUGAGGAGGAGCACAACAGCAUCAUUCAGCGCAUGGUGCUCGGCGACAUUGCCGACCGAGAGAGCAUUGUCGAGGCCCUGGAGACCAACAAGUACAAUCACAUCACGGCCACCUACUUCCUGCUCGCCGAGAGGAUCCUGAGAGAAAAGCAGGAGAAGGAGAUCCAGACCAGGUCGGCCAGCCCCAGUAACAUCAAAGCCCAAUUCAGGCAGUCAUGGCCCACGAAAAUUGACGUUCCCCAGGACCUGGAAGAUGACCUCACUGCGUCCCCGCUGUCCCACACGCCUGUGCCCCAGUCGCCCGCACGCACAGCGGAGAACGUCCUCAACGGCCACCGGAACAAGGCUCUCGGGGACUCUGCGGCCAAGAAGGAGGAGGCAACAGAGCUGACUGGGCCGCCGCUGUCCGUGGUGCCAUCGGCCAGCCUCAAGCCCACCACCAGUGGGCGUAAGUGCCUGUUCCGGGUGGAGGAGGAUGAGGAGGAGGACGAGGAGGACAAGAAGCCCUCCUCCCUCUCCACACAGGUGGUCCUGCGGCGCAAGCCCUCCGUCACCAACCGCCUGACCUCGCGCAAGAGCGCGCCAGUGCUGAACCAGAUCUUUGAGGAGGGCGAGUCGGACGACGAAUUCGACAUGGACGAGAACCUGCCACCCAAGCUGAGUCGGCUCAAGAUGAACAUCGCCUCGCCGGGCACGGUGCACAAGCGCUACCACCGCCGGAAGAGCCAGGGCCGCGGCUCGAGCUGCAGCAGCUCCGAGACCAGCGACGACGACUCGGAGAGCCGCCGGCGCCUGGACAAGGACAGCGGCUUCACCUACUCGUGGCACCGCCGGGACAGCAGCGAGGGGCCGCCGGGUAGCCAGGGCGACGGCGGCGGCCAGAGCCGACCAGCCAAUGGCAGCCGUGGCCCGGACAAGGCCAGCCCCGACGGUGGUGGCCAGGGAGGCGGAGGCCCCUCGGGGGGUGCAGGGGGUGGCAGCACGGGCCCCUCAGGCAGCACGCGCCGUUGCGCCGGCCCCAGCGAGCUGGUGGAGAGCCUCAAGCUCAUGAGCCUGUGCCUGGGUGCGCAGAUCCGCGGUGGCGCCGGCUGCCUCCUGGACCCGCAGAGCGCCUGGGCCCUAUCCAGCGUGCGCGUUCAGGAGAAAUCGGCCUGGAGGAUGUGCGUGGGCUCGGCCGGGCCGGCCCCCCCGGGGCCCCGCGUCAAGCUGUUCUCUGAGCGCAUGGUGGGCCCGGCCGAAGGGCUGGAGAGGCUGAAGAGCAAGAACUUGAAAAACAGCGUCUUACAACUACCUCUGUGCGAAAAGACCAUCUCGGUGAACAUCCAGCGCGGCCCCAAGGAGGGCCUGCUCUGCGCCUCGGGGCCUGCCAGCUGCUGCCAGGUCAUCUGAGGGCCCGGGCCCUCCCCUGCUCUCCCCUCUCUCCCCCUCCCCCCUCGCUGUUCAGAGCUGUGAACCCCCACCUUCUCUCACUGUACCCCUGUGGUUGUCUCAGACCUUGGGCUUCUGAGCAGUGAUGGCUCCUUUCUGUUUGUGUGCUCGGUGAGAUGACAAUGCAUGGUCUUUGUGCAUGCUGCUAGCCGCGACACUUUUUUUUCCGCUGAAUAGUCUUAUUUCAUGGUGUAAUUUCUACAUUUAUAAUUUUAAUACAAAGGUCCAGAUUAAAUUAAAAUAUGGAUCUGGAGCCUACAUGUAAA
Antechinus flavipes (yellow-footed antechinus) is the source of this 2797-nucleotide messenger RNA. It is a transcript of the gene SNRK, whose product is annotated as SNF related kinase. NCBI's taxonomy places the organism in Eukaryota, Metazoa, Chordata, Mammalia, Dasyuromorphia, Dasyuridae. Gene Ontology annotation, cellular component: cytoplasm. Gene Ontology annotation, molecular function: protein serine/threonine kinase activity; tau-protein kinase activity; ATP binding. The record is from RefSeq and is a predicted model, not a curated record. Gene Ontology annotation, biological process: microtubule cytoskeleton organization; intracellular signal transduction; protein phosphorylation. The transcript has 6 exons. The coding region runs from base 234 to 2492 and encodes 752 amino acids.